AUCGACUUAUUUCAUCUCAAAAUCAUGAACAUCACCACUUGCUUUCAUCUUCUUCUUGUUUUGUGGUUGCAUUGCUUCAUAGUUUGCUUAGCUAUGAGCACUAAGAAUCUCACCACCGACGGAUUUGCACUUCUGCAAUUCAAAGAUCGCAUCGAGGAUCCUCGAAAUGCGUUGACAACCAAUUGGACGUCGUCCAGCUCGGUUUGCAAAUGGGUCGGUGUUUCUUGUGGUGUCAUCCAUGAAAGAGUUACUGCUUUGAACCUUUCAAACAUGGAUCUUAAGGGUACCAUCCCUCCACACCUUGGGCAUCUUUCAUUUCUGCGCUCUCUCGACUUGAGAAGCAACAAUUUCUACGGCCACCUGCCUAUAGAAUUGGGGCAGUUGCAUCGUUUGAGGCUCCUUCGAUUAAGCUACAACGAUCUUAACGGGGAAAUCUUUCAAACACUUGUCAACAUGUCGGAUCUGAAGAUCUUGGAUCUGGGAUCAAAUCAACUGUUUGGUCGAAUUCCAUUUUUCAUCUUCAAGAUUUCCUCCUUGAAAGAGAUUUCUCUUGACGACAAUAGUCUUUUCGGAAGUUUACCCGAUGAUCUAUGUCACCAUCUUCCCGAACUUGAACGACUUUACUUGGAUGGGAAUGAAUUAUCUGGUAAUAUUCCACUAAACAUAGAUAAAUGCAGCAACCUUCAAAUUUUACAACUCUCGUUUAAUAAAUUCACUGGGAUCAUUCCAAGAUGCAUUGGAAAUCUGAUACGACUCAAAGAAUUAUAUUUGGGGUUUAACAACCUACAAGGUGAAAUUCCUCGUGAAAUUGACAAUCUCGUUGAUUUAGAGGUGUUAAAUAUCCAAGCAAUGAAAAGUCUUUCGGGUCGAAUUCCGAGUUCUAUCUUCAACAUAUCUUCUCUAAAGUUUAUUUCUUUAGCCAACAAUAGUUUAUCAAAUAGUUUGCCCGAUGGUCUAUGUAACAAUCUUCCCAAGCUUCAAAGGCUUCAUUUAAAUAUGAAUAAAUUAUCUGGUGAUAUACCGUCAAAGCGAGUUCAUGGGAAGUAUCUACCGACUCUCGACCUUCAAUCGAAUCCACUUCACAUCUUCAUCUCAGACAAUGAUUUGGUUGGAGAAAUACCUUCUACAAUCUGCAAUUCGAGUUCUCUUGUUAUACUUGACUUGUCCAUGAAUAAGUUGGGUGGAGUUAUUCCAAGCUGCCUUGGCAAUUUUAGUUAUCUCUCAGUUUUGGAUCUGAGAAUGAAUAACUUCGUUGGCAAAAUCCCACCGGUAUACCCUGAAGGUGGCAUAUUGAGAAGUCUUAACCUGAAUGGGAACCAACUUGAAGGAUCAAUUCCACGCUCUUUGAGUAACUGCAAAAGGCUGGAAGUUUUAGAUUUAGGAAACAACGGCUUGAUCGACACAUUUCCGUAUUGGUUAGGCUGGCUUCCGAAUCUGCAUGUUCUUGUUCUUCGAUCUAAUAGAUUCCAUGGUGGCAUACAAGAUUUUAAUGCCACGUUUUCCUUCAGCAGUCUGCGAAUGAUUGAUCUCUCUCUUAAUGAGUUCACUGGUCGGCUUUCGCCUGCACUCUUUCAUCAUUUCAAAGCAAUGAGAGAUAUUCAGGAAAACAAGACCGGUCCAAGUUAUAUGGGGGAUAGUUAUUAUUCUCAAUAUUACGUAAUAAGAUAUUACCAUGAUUCUACAAUUGUAACAAUGAAAGGAUUGGAGAUGAAGCUUGAGAGAAUUUUAACUAUUCUCACAGUCAUUGAUUUUUCGUGCAACCAUUUCCAAGGACCGAUUCCUGAAGCAGUCGGAGAACUUAACUCGCUGAUAGUGCUCAACUUCUCCCAUAACAGCUUAACAGGUAACAUCCCAACAUCACUCGGGAAAAUGGCAGCACUCGAGUCAUUAGAUCUCUCGUCAAACAAGCUCCAAGGAAGAAUUCCGAAGCAGUUAACUGACUUAUCGUUUCUUGGUGCACUGAAUCUUUCUCAGAACAAUCUUGAGGGGCCUAUACCACAAGCAAGUCAUUUCGAUACUUUCUCGAAUGAUUCCUUCGAUGGUAACUCCGGACUAUGCGGAUUUCCAUUGUCAAAGAAAUGCGGCAACGAUGUGGGAUCGGAAUCACCUCCAUCAACAAUUGCUGAAGAUCAUGAAUCUGAAACGGCACUGUUUUGGAGUAUCACAGCAAUGGGUUAUGGAUGUGGACUAGUUUUUGGAUUGAGCAUGGGGUACGUAUUUUUCACAACAGGGAGACCUCGUUGGCUAGCGAAGAUGAUCAAGCGAAACCCACAAAAGAGAAGUAGAACAAGGAUCCAUCGAAAUGGACGGAGAAGGAAUUAG
Molecule: messenger RNA, 2322 nt
Organism: Hibiscus syriacus
Lineage: Eukaryota; Viridiplantae; Streptophyta; Magnoliopsida; Malvales; Malvaceae
Product: receptor-like protein 50
Exons: 3
Coding region: 25-2322 (765 amino acids)
Molecular function (GO): protein binding
Source: RefSeq, a predicted model, not a curated record